Centropristis striata (black sea bass) is the source of this 1089-nucleotide messenger RNA. It is a transcript of the gene bet1, whose product is annotated as Bet1 golgi vesicular membrane trafficking protein. The coding region runs from base 192 to 530 and encodes 112 amino acids. Gene Ontology annotation, biological process: endoplasmic reticulum to Golgi vesicle-mediated transport; vesicle fusion with Golgi apparatus. The transcript has 4 exons. Gene Ontology annotation, molecular function: SNAP receptor activity. Lineage: Eukaryota; Metazoa; Chordata; Actinopteri; Perciformes; Serranidae. Gene Ontology annotation, cellular component: Golgi trans cisterna; SNARE complex. The record is from RefSeq and is a predicted model, not a curated record.
AUUUGCAUUUCGCGGUUUCGUCAGGCAAGGAUUGUCCUCUUCAGCCACCGUAUGAUGUCGUGGCGUUUACUGAUGAGCACCAACUUGUAGCAGUUACCCUGUUACCGUUAAUUUGCUGUGAUUCCGAGCUCCUUUCAGUUUUCUUAAGCGUUACACAAAUCCCCGGACAGUGACACAUUCAACGGUUCAAGAUGAGGCGCAGCGGUUUGGGUGAAGGAGGCCCUGGGAAUUAUGUAGCAAGUGGAUACAGUGUUUACGAAGAGGAAAAUGAACAUCUACAGGAGGGGUUGAGAGCUAAAGUCAACGCUUUGAAAAGUCUGUCAAUUGACAUUGGAACGGAAGUCAAAUACCAGAAUAAAGUGCUGGAGGAUAUGGACUCAGACUUUGACUCGACAGGCGGCCUGCUUGGUGCCACCAUCGGCCGAGUCAAGCAGCUGUCCAGAGGCAGUCAGACCAAACUGCUGUGCUACAUGCUGCUCUUCUGCCUCUUUGUCUUCUUUGUCCUUUACUGGUUCAUCAAGCUGAGGUGAUAUGAGGACACUGUUGGACUUGGCAUCUUAACUCCACAUCUUCAUCCCCAAUCUGUGCCAUUCUGAUGCAUCAAAACAAAACCAAUAUAAUGCUGAUUGAUUUUUUUUUUUCUCAGCUUUACAUGACAACAUGUCUCUGAAAAUUAAGUUAUAAAAGGACUCCUACUGAUGCUAUCUUAAAGUGUAACAGUCUGAGAUGAUUAAUGACCAUGUGAAGUAUGAAUCAUAUGUAUAUCUGAAGUAGACACUGCCAGUAAAUGUGUGUACUUGAUAGCAGCCUAAUUUACCUGGAUGAGAAGAUGAUAAACUUUAUUGCAGUCGUGGGCACAUUUUAUGAUGAACUGACUGAUGAAAUUGCAAAUCAGUCGAUACAGUCCCAGUUGUGUUAAAAGUGACCUGUAGAAUGCAUCAUAAAGCAAACAAUCUACUAUUUGCUUUUAAGAAUGAAUGGGUAUAUUAACAGCAUUUGGCAUCCGUACAAACAUUAUUAUCAGUGUUCAUCAUUUCAUAAUUGUUGUAAAAAUAUUUUUAAUGUAAAUAAACAAAUUUUAUGUCUGAA